This is a messenger RNA of Lepidothrix coronata (blue-crowned manakin), 2772 nucleotides long. RefSeq names its product ST8 alpha-N-acetyl-neuraminide alpha-2,8-sialyltransferase 1 (gene ST8SIA1). Lineage: Eukaryota; Metazoa; Chordata; Aves; Passeriformes; Pipridae. Gene Ontology annotation, biological process: N-glycan processing; oligosaccharide metabolic process. The transcript is spliced from 5 exons. The record is from RefSeq and is a predicted model, not a curated record. The coding region runs from base 1 to 1035 and encodes 344 amino acids. Gene Ontology annotation, molecular function: alpha-N-acetylneuraminate alpha-2,8-sialyltransferase activity.
AUGAGGAUGGCGGGGCUGCCGUGGAAGUGGCCGCGCACCCGCCUGCCCGUGGGCGCCAGCGCCCUGGGCGUCUUCGUCCUCUGCUGGCUCUACGUCUUCCCCGUGUACCGGCUGCCCGACGAGAAGGAGAUCGUGCAGGGGGUGCUGCUGCAGCAGGGCAAGGCGUGGAGGAGGAACCAGACUGCGGUCGCCCUGUUCAGGAAGCUGCUGGAAGAAUGCUGUGACCCCGGGCAGCUCUUUGCCAUGACAAAGCUGAACUCCCCGAUGGGAAAGAACCUCUGGUUCGACGGGGAAUUUUUAUAUUCUGUCACAAUCGACAAUGCAACUUACUCUCUCUUCCCACAGGCUACUCCUUUCCAGCUGCCAUUGAAGAAAUGCUCCGUGGUGGGAAACGGUGGGAUCCUGAAAAAGAGCGGCUGCGGCAAACAAAUAGAUCAAGCAGAUUUUGUCAUGCGGUGCAACCUUCCUCCUCUAUCCAGUGAAUACAGCAAGGACGUUGGAUCAAAAACCCAGCUGGUGACUGCAAAUCCAAGUAUAAUUCAGAAAAGGUUCCAGAAUCUGCUGUGGUCUCGAAAGGCGUUUGUGGACAGCGUGAAGGUGUAUAACCACAGCUACAUCUACAUGCCAGCCUUCUCCAUGAAGACAGGGACAGGACCCUCCCUACGUGUCUAUUACACCCUGGCGGACUUCAGUGCCAAGCAGACGGUUCUUUUUGCCAACCCCAAUUUCCUGCGUGACAUUGGCAAGUUCUGGAAGAGCAAAGGUAUCCAUGGCAAACGGCUUUCCACGGGACUCUUCCUAGUCAGUGCCGCCCUUGGUCUGUGUGAAGAAGUAACAAUUUAUGGCUUCUGGCCGUUCUCGGUGGACCUGCACGGGAGGUUUAUUAGCCAUCAUUACUAUGACAAUGUCUUGCCUGAUUCUGGAUUCCACGCCAUGCCGGAGGAAUUUCUACAGCUUUGGUUUCUUCAUAAAAGUGGUGUACUGAGAAUGCAGCUAGAACCAUGUGAGGACCCUUUAAUCCAGCCUUCUGCCUGAGGAUUGUAGGAGUCGGUUUGGAAGAUCCAAUAGUUUUUUAAUUUCCGUGCUCUCCAACAGAGAGUUCUGUUUUAUGUUGAUUGUUUUUAAAGGGAAAGUAAUUGCAGAUCUGCAUGGACCAUAAAAAUGUUACUUGAAGGCCAAAUGGAAUAUGUCCUUAAUGUUUAGUGCUUUAUGGAACUGGGAUGGGACGAAGUGUGUCUUUCCAUCGAGUCCAUUCAGCAGCAGUGUGAAAACGAUGUCAGAAGUAGCACAGCUGAACUUUCCGGGGACGUUUUUAAAUGACCGAUGUAGAAAGGGCAUUAAGGCUCGGGGAGACACAGGGCCACUCACAAGCUUUUGCUGACAGUGCCAAAUAUGACUGUCUGUUCAAAAAUCCAUUUCAUUCCAGAUCGGCAUCCUGUUUAACUUACCUUUUUCCUUUUUUUCCCCGCCUCUGUUUUUGUGUGUGUGUGUGUGUGUGAGAGAGAGAGCAUGUGUGUUGUUGACUUUCUUUGUUUCUUUUCCCUUUUUUGUCCUUUUUUUCUUUUUUUUUUGUUUUCCCAAUGGAAGGAAAAGGAAAGGCUUAAAAGCCCCAAGAGCUGAGGACCACCGGCUCCUCUGAAGACUCUUGGGAGAGUGAAAGUGCUAAGAAUCUAGUGAGAAGAACGUCCUAGGAAUGCCCUGCUAGUGGGCAUGGAUAGACCUACUUGUUGUAGGUUUUAUCAGGAUAGUUUAGUUCAUUGCACUUACAGCUGUGCUAAUGUUGUACUGUGGGCAAGAGCUGGAUAAGGCAAAUUGGUCUGAAAAUAAGAUGUGUUACAAAACCAGUAGUGAAGUGCAGCCUGGUUUCAGAUGACCUGCUGCAAGAUUUCCACACUGACUUUUGUAGUAGGGAUGGUUCCUGACCUGUUUUACUGUCCAGCCUUAGGGAUUAAUUCUGUAUUCAUUUGCACUCCAGGUGUUUAUUGACUGUCGAGGGGAUUUGAGGGGUUCAGUGGAAUGCAGAAUGAGGUUCUUCAUUUGCUUACAGCAGGAAAAUUGCAGAAAUGAAUGUAAGUGUCAUUUAAAAUGAGUCGAAGCUUUGAAAAUUGUUUCUCUGUGUGUGACUGGCUCUUCUGCUCGGAUUGUUACGUUAGCCUUAAAGACUUGUACUUUUCGCGCAAGAUUGUCUCUGGUUAAAGAGAGUCUGAAAAAUAAAACAGCCUUUGGGAGCACUGAAAAGCUGCAUAGCCAGCAAGAAAAAAGGAGAAAAAGAGGAUGGCCUGCCCUUACAUAAGUCAGCCUCUCUCCUCGCAGUGGGUGAAUUAUGUCAGCGUGCGCAUUGCACACACACUGCUCCAGCCUGCACUGCGCCUGAAGGACUGUUUUAUUUUGGGUUGUUACUUGGGCAGCAGAUGGUCCUGUGAUCGCCAUGUAAAUGAGAAAUCUCUUUGUUUGUUUGCUUUUGUUUAGCCCUGUAGGACAAGAAGAGAAUACCAGCUCAGUCCAUGGUGCAAUUUCAGCUGCAAGGUGUUAUCACCAUUAACUUAAAAAAUCCAGAUCAGUGUUCUCUUUCUUAUCCCUCCAUCAUUAGUAGCUGAAAAUCUAGUCAAGGUGUUGAAGCAACAAAUCUCAUCAGGUUUCCUCAACAACUUACUGUGCUGUUUUAGCUCCAAAGUGCCAGUAUUUUGGGGCAUAUGUCCUGUCAUAUGUUGAUAAUGUCUCUCCUUGUAGACUACCAGCUGCAAGUUAUAUAGACAUAAUUAAAAAAAAAAA